Molecule: messenger RNA, 4118 nt
Organism: Amborella trichopoda
Lineage: Eukaryota; Viridiplantae; Streptophyta; Magnoliopsida; Amborellales; Amborellaceae
Product: Ribosomal protein S5/Elongation factor G/III/V family protein
Biological process (GO): cytosolic ribosome assembly
Cellular component (GO): cytosol; ribonucleoprotein complex
Molecular function (GO): GTP binding; ribosome binding; GTPase activity
Source: RefSeq, a predicted model, not a curated record
GAGAGACGGAAAAGAGCUCCAUUGUCGAGCGCGUCUCAAACCCUAGAUCAACUUUACUCUCGCAGAACUCCAGUAAGUGGGAUUUUAUAUAUUUUUUGUAAUUUUAUAUUUAGAGAGAGAAAGAAAAAAGGGAGAGAAAAAUUUGUAUUUUUUCUUCUGAAUUUGGAGAGAGGGAAAGGGUGACAAUAGAGAGGGGGGGAGAGAGAUUCGUAUGCUUUUUUUUCUUUUAUACCGUUUCCUGUAUAGGCAUGUUCUCAUUCUCCAUGAACAAUAAACAAAACAAUCGUAGAGUGCCUUUAAUUCUACACAGAAAAGAACCCAAAAGGCAACCUUUGAAGUCUCAAUUACCAGGGUUUUUCUCUUCUAAUCUGACUCUUAUUAUCGGAUACAUUCCUUUAGAGUCUUAUUUCUCAUAACUUCUUUGCCAAAUUCGUGGUUUUUUCAGAGUUCUUCUUUCCUCUUUAAAUCAAAAUUUUCGAGUUUGAUUGGAGUUGAUUGAAUAAUUAAAGGGGAAUGUUGGCCUCACUACUGAGUCUGAAUUUGCUGGUUCGACAAACUUUAUAUUGAUUUGGGUUGGGUUUUUUAGCUGAUUCUGUAUCCCCCUUAACUUGUUUCAAUUGGGUUGAUAAUACUAAGGAGUAGAAAAGGAAGUUGGGUUGGUCAAUUCCAGAUAGAUAGAGAGAUUGGCCAUAUUUUAUACCAAUUUGAUUUGGGAUUUUGCAGUGAGAGUUUUUCUCCCCUCUUCCUGCUUGAAUUCAGCUGACGAUUAGGGCAGAAGCAACUAGAAAAGAGGGAAAGAACAGAAAAAAAAAAAAAUACAUUAAUCAAAGACUAGAGAGUACUUAUGUUUUCCCAAAACAUGAGGGAUUUUGAUACCAAAAGAAUUCGAAAUAUAUGCAUUCUUGCUCAUGUAGACCAUGGAAAAACGACCCUUGCCGACCAUUUAAUCGCUGGUUCAGUAAAUGGAUUGGUGCACCCAAAACAAGCUGGAAAGCUAAGGUUCAUGGAUUAUCUUGACGAAGAACAAAAGAGAGCCAUCACAAUGAAAAGCUCUUCAAUAGCUUUGGAGUACAAAGACCACCUCAUCAACCUCAUCGACUCACCUGGUCACAUCGACUUUUGCAGUGAAGUCUCUACAGCUGCUCGUAUAAGUGAUGGUGCUUUGGUUCUCGUUGAUUCAGUAGAAGGCAUACACAUUCAAACCCAUGCGGUUUUGAGACAAGCGUUUGUCGAGAAGUUAACCCCAUGUUUGGUUCUUAACAAGAUUGAUAGGCUUAUCUCUGAGCUCAAAUUAAGCCCCAUGGAAGCGUAUAACAAGUUGCAGAGGAUAGUUCAUGAGGUUAAUAGCAUCAUGAGCACCUAUAAAUCAGAGAAAUACCUUUCAGAUGUGGAUUCCAUUCUUAACCAAGAGAACCAGGGGAACCAAGAAUUCAUGGAGGAAGAUGAAGAGGAUACAUUUCAACCCCACAAGGGUAACGUGGCUUUUGUGUGUGCCUUAGAUGGGUGGGGCUUUUCUAUCAAGGAAUUUGCAGAGAUUUAUGCUAAUAAGCUUGGGGCCAGCUCGGGAGCAUUGCAGAAGGCUUUAUGGGGUAGCUAUUUUUUCAAUCCUAAGACCAAGAUGAUAGCCAGCAAAAAAGGAGCUGGCUCAACUAAGACUAGUAGUAAUAAACCCAUGUUUGUUCAGUUUGUGCUUGAACCUCUAUGGCAAGUUUAUCAGGCGGCUAUUGCAGGGGAUCAGGGAAUGUUAGAAAAGGUGAUCAAAUCAUUUAAUUUGUCUAUACCAGCUCGUGAGCUUCAAAACAAGGAUCCCAAGGUUGUUCUCCAAGCUGUUAUGAGUAGGUGGCUUCCUUUAUCUGACACUAUUUUGUCAAUGGUUGUUCGAUGCAUGCCUGAUCCUAUUUUGGCACAGUCGAUUAGGGUAUCUCGGUUGCUACCCAAGAAAGAGGUUGAGAAUGGUCACAAUGGAUUUGAAGAAGUACUAGCCGAAAUGGAGCACGUGAGAGAAUCAGUUGAGCAGUGUGAUUCUAGAGAAGCUCCAUGUGUAGCGUUUGUUUCUAAAAUGUUUGCUCUCCCAAUAAAAAUGCUCCCAAAAAAGGGUCCAAAUGGUGAAAUUCUGAAUAGUAUGGAGGAGGAAAAUGGAGUUGGGGACUCAGAUUCAGGGAGCCAAGAGUGUUUUCUUGCAUUUGCUAGGGUUUUCAGCGGGGUCUUAUCAAUGGGUCAGAAGAUUUAUGUGCUCUCUUCGCUAUAUGAUCCGUUAAAAAGUGAAUCUAUGCAUAAGCAUGUUCAAGAAGGGGAAAUCCAGUCCUUGUAUAUGAUGAUGGGUCAAGGUUUGAAGCCUGUUUCCUGUGUGAGAGCUGGUAAUGUGGCAGCUAUUCGAGGCCUUGGCCAGAAUAUAUUGAAAAGUGCAACCCUUUCUUCAACGAAGAGUUGUUGGCCUUUUUCAAGCUUGAUAUUUCAGGUGGCUCCCUCUUUGAGGGUGGCUAUCGAGCCCUCAGACCCGGCAGACAUGGGUGCCCUUAUGAAGGGACUUAGGCUCUUGAAUAGGGCAGACCCAUUUGUCGAAAUUACUGUUUCUUCAAGGGGUGAACAGGUACUUGCAGCAGCUGGAGAGGUUCAUUUAGAGAGAUGCAUAAAGGAUUUGAAGGAACGGUUUGCUCGAGUGAGCUUGGAAGUCUCGCCUCCUCUUGUUUCUUUUAAGGAGACCAUAGAAGGGGAUGAUUCUAAUGCUAUAGAUACAUUGAAGAAGGUCUUGUCAGGUGGCUUUGAUUAUGUUGAGAGAACCACUCCAAAUGGUAGAUGCGUAGUGAGGGUCCAAGUUAUCAAACUCCCUUCAGCUCUUACCAAGGUUCUUGAUGAGAAUGCUGGUUUUUUUGUACAUAUAUUUGAAGGGAAAUUGGGGCUAAGAACUCCAAGUAUGGCUAAACACAGAAAAGAUGAAUCUGCUAAGGAUGGAGACCAAACUCAAGACUCGGUCGCGAUGCUUAGAAAACAGUUGCUCACCGCCAUUGAGAGUGAGAUAUGCCAAGAAACUGACAAGGAGAAGUUUGAAAAGCAUAGAGCUCUUUGGGUUGAGUUUCUUCAAAGGAUUUGGGCACUUGGGCCUCGACAAGUAGGCCCUAACAUCCUCCUUGUCCCUUAUUUAAGGGAAGGGGAGGAAAGACCCGAGCAUGCCUGUGUCUUGAUUAAAGGGUCACCCCACGUAUCUGAAAAGCUAGGAUUCAUUGAUUCCUCCAAAGCUGUAUCAUCAGUUGAAGAAGCAUCUGAAAGAGAACUCAGGUCUCUUUCCAUGGAAGCUGAGAGCUUAGCAAGCAGUGUGGUUUCUGGUUUCCAAUUGGCCACACAAAUUGGACCUCUCUGCGAUGAACCAAUGUGGGGUUUGGCCUUUCUGGUUGAAGGUUCUGUCGUCCCGCACAGGAAUCAAUCUGAUAAUUCUGAUCAAAUCCAACUUCCCGAUCAAUAUGGGAUCUUCACUGGUCAGGUUAUGACUGCUGUUAAGGAAGCAUGCAGGGCUGCUGUUCUCUCUAGAAAGCCAAGGAUUGUUGAAGCCAUGUAUUUUUGUGAGCUUACUACACCAACAGAGUGUUUGGGAGCUAUGUAUGCUGUUCUUGCUAGGAGGAGGGCCAGGGUCUUAAAAGAAGAAAUGCAAGAGGGUUCAGCAUUGUUUACUGUUCAUGCUUAUGUUCCCGUUAGUGAGAGUUUCGGGUUUGCUGAUGAGCUUAGGAGGUGGACUUCCGGGGGUUCGAGCGCUCUUCUUCUUCUUAGCCAUUGGGAAGCUUUGCAUGAGGACCCUUUCUUUGUACCCAAAACUGAGGAGGAGAUUGAAGAGUUUGGGGAUGGCUCUAGUGUUUUACCAAACACUGCAAGAAAGCUUAUUGAUGGAGUGAGAAGGCGCAAAGGGCUUCCAGUUGAGGAGAAGGUGGUUCAGCAUGCAACAAAACAAAGAACCCUAGCUCGAAAAGUGUGAGAAUUUUGAAGCCAUCCCAUUUCUUGGGGGCUUCCAUUUUGCAAUCUUUCUUAUAAAUUCACAUCAAUUUUGGUAAAAGUUUCUGUUAGUGUACGGCUUUUACUUCUUGAUUUUUAAUUGAGCUUAUUAUAUAUAUCUUCAUUCUUCAUCGCAA